This is a messenger RNA of Podarcis lilfordi (Lilford's wall lizard), 24597 nucleotides long. The record is from the annotation of a GenBank genome assembly. NCBI's taxonomy places the organism in Eukaryota, Metazoa, Chordata, Lepidosauria, Squamata, Lacertidae.
AUGUGCUACAAGUAUGCGGUGCUUAUGUUCAACAGCACAGGAGCAUCCCCACCCCCACUUCAAGCCAUGUUGAGAUCCUACACCUCUGUUGUAAGUACUCGAGUACCAGAACCCCACACAGGAUGUGUUAUUGGGAGCAACAUAGUUUUAACAGUGUUCAGUUAGGAACCGUAUCCCCUAUUAUGCAGCCAGAGACUGCAAACCUCCUUGGCUGUUAGAGACUGUGCAUAUCAAUGCUUGUUCUGGACUUUUCUGGGGGGAAAGGGGGGGAUUAUAGAUUGUCUGGUUUAAGUGAUGAACAGAGAUUAUGCGUUUGGCCACAAAAGCAGAAUCCUUAGGAUGAUUGAUACUGCCAGAAGCAGAAGUGCAUGGUGGGACGGGAAGGGAAGUUUCCUUCCCUGUCUAUAAGGAACCAGUGGCGAAGCUGCAUGCUCCGGGGGCGGAGAGCAGGUAGGGGCGUGGCAUGCGUGUGUCUCAGGGGGCGUGGCAUGCCGCCCGCGGGAGUGUGGCGCAUGUCCCGCAGGGGCGUGGCAUCCGGUGCGGUGGUGGGGUGCGUGGCGCGUGUCCAGAGCGCCUCCCCGAUGGUGCCGGGGGCAAUGCGCUCCCCCCCGCCCUCCCUUUCCUUCACUAGUGUAAGGAACAACAUUGAAUGUUGGAGACUUUUGGAAGGAAAUAACAGAAGGAAGAAAGCUUAGGAGGAAAUGGUACUAAGGCUGCAAGAUCACCGCAUUCUCAAAUGCUGCAAUCAGACAUCAAGGGAGUCUCUCUUCAAGUUGAGCCAGCAGUUGCUAUGACAUAGUUGGUCCCUACUAUAAUAGGAAGCACUUACCUGAGGCGCAGACUCCAGAUGGGCCAUCAUCUCCCUAUUAGCGUGCUAUUUAAAAAAAGAAAAGAGAGAGAAAAAAAGCUCCCAUUACAGGUGUAUAAUUCCCCUUUCCUGCUUCCCUUCUGGUGCAAAAAUACCUGUGAAGAGUGUUAAACAGUUUCUGAUUCUUAUAUUGCAAGAAUGUGGAUUAGCAAGAAGGCAAAAUCUGAUAAACAUUUUUUCCCCCUUGGAUAAACACAGUUAAGGGAACAUCUUAGCUGUAUUGCAGGUUGGAAUUUUGGGAUAUGGUGAUUCAUAGUGUAAUCCUGUGCCUGUUGCUUGGAGGUAAAUCCAGGCAACUGCCAUAGGAGUGCAGUCUUAGGCUGCAAUCCUAACCCUGCUUACCUGGGAGUAAGCCCCACUUCUCACUAGUCCUGGUUAGGGCUGUGCUGUGAAUCAUCUAUAGCUGUACUAAAGAAACCAGAAAAAAGGACUGAAAGUCAUGAAAGUGGUGACGGGAAAUAUUAAGCUGAAGAGUAUAUUUUACCUGAAUCAUUUAUUGGAAGAGUCAAAAUAUCGAUCUGAUUAGUAAAAUUGUGAAAAGCCCCAUUUGGAUUUUUUUGUUUCUUCUUUGAACUAAUAUAACCAACCAGCAACCUAAUAUUUUAGAGUAAUAGCAGUUAUGUUACAACAGCGACCUCUGCUGGCUACCUACACAUGUUUUUAUCUGCAAUCUUCUGCUACUGCAGGAUGAAAUUAAUGCUGGCUGUUGACAUUUUGAUUUUGUAGGGCUGCAAUUUGUAACUUUGCUGUACAACACUUAAUUAAGAAAGUGUGCCAUUCCACACGUGCAGAGUGCCAGGGUCUCCUUACUAAAAGACAUCAAUUAUCAUGUGCACAUCGAUGGGCAGGAAAGAGCUUCCAUGUAAGAGGGUCCAAAAAUGCUUUUCAGACAAGACUGACUCUAUUUCUUUUUAGAAAUUAAGUCAUGCCUCAUGACAUACAUUUCUAAAUUCAUAUACUGUUUAUACAUAAACGAUUGCCAAAAACACACACCCUUAAACACAAUCAAGCUCUUAAAAUGUGAGGAACACUUGCUUUUAGUUGCAUGCGGUUUUCCUCCCCUGAAACACCAAUCUAACUUUUCAUUAUCCAAAAACACCUUCCCCUUCUCAAUUAAAAGCACAAAGUAUUCCAACCAAUAGACAAAAAAUGAGGAUAUAUCAGAGCCUAGUAGAACACGCUUGCAAUUCAGGGCUCAGUCCUGAAAACGUGAUCGUCACUGUUCAUGUGUACAGUACAUCGUGCCAGUUAUGCCUGGAUUUAAGGAUUGUAUCUUCCAGGCCAGGCUUGGGGAAGGAUGGGGAGUCAAAUCAGUGUGAUAUCCAGACAGGCCUAGAUCAAAAACUUUUAGCCUGCAAGAUGUACAUCUUGUGAUGUUCAAACUCCAGAAAGGAUGGUUGCAUAUAGAUUUUUCACUCAAAAAAUUCAGAUACAUAUUCUCUCUCUCUCUCUCUACUUGGAGAUGCCAAGGAUUGACUCUGCAUGCAGGACAAUGCUCUUUUACUGAGCUACAGCCCUUCCCUCGGAGCACAGCCAUGUUUUAUCCUUUCCACCCAGCCUUCCCCUGCUGUUUUAACCUCUCAGCGUGGCUUGUGGCAUUUGUCUAUGCUACAGUACCUGGGUGUAUGGGGAGAGCAAAGAGUAAGGUUACUGUAACUUCCGUCAUAAAGCUUCAGUAUGCUGAUGACAACGUAGUGUGUGCACGCUCAGAGGAUGACCUUCAAACCAUCCUAAAUAUCUUCAUAGAAGCUCAUGAAAAGCUUGGCCUAUCGCUCAACAUCCAAAAAACCAAAUUGAUGCACCAACAAGUACAAAAUAACCCCUCUGCAGCGCCACAAAUCCAAUUUAAUGGUGUAACAUUGGAGAAUGUUGAUCACUUCUCCUACCUGGGCAGUUAUCUUUCCACAAGGGUUGACAUUGAUGCCAAAAUCCAGCACCGCUCGAGCUCUGCGAGUGUGGCUUUCUCCCAAAUGAAGUACAGAAUGUUUGAGGACCGGGACAUUCGCAGGGAAAACAAAUUGCUUUUUUUACAAAGCUAUUGUACUGCCAACCUUACUGUAUGCUUGUGAAACAUGGACUACUUAUAAACGCCAUCUCCAACUCCUUGAAAGAUUCCAUCAACGGUGUCUCCGAUAAUUUUUACACCUUCUUUCAUAUGAUGGAAGACACUCACUUGGGAAGACAGGCGAACUAAUACCAGUGUACUGGAAGAAGCAAAGAUCACCACUGUUGAAGCAAUGAUUCUUCAACAUCAACUUUGUUGGACUGGUCAUGUUGUGCCGAUGCCUGAUUAUCGUCUUCCAAAGCAACUACUCUAUUCCGAAGGUGUCAUGGGCUUUGAAGACACUCGAGGAAGGCACGCUUGGCAAAUCCACACCGUGAUCAACUCCCGCCUGGAAACCAAGGUCCCCACUGUGGAAGGAUGUGUGGAUCUAGAAUUGGCCCCCACAGUAACUUACGGACUCCUUGUUAAAACCGUGUUUAUGGAAGACAAUCUUACUCGGCAACGAGUGAUCACCAAAGAAGAAGUAUGGGGAGAGGUGGGGAAAUAAAGGCGCGGACCCCACCCUGCAGCCACAAGCUCUCUGUCACCAGGUCAGCGCAAGGUUCGUGCCCUUGCGCUUCCAGUCUGUGGUCAAUGAAAUAAGAACCGGGGCAACACCAGCUGUGUGGGAGCCAAGUGAUAAGCAGAAAAGGGUGCAGCAGACAGGAAAAGAUUGCCUCAUUCUAGUUCAGACAUGCCUGCCUCUCUCGUCAGGACCAGCUGCAAGUCACGAAGACAGGAAGGGCCCUGCUGAGUCAGAUCGAAGGUGCCCACAUUCUGCCAGCAACAGCAGCCAGCUAUAAAUGACUCCAGAAAGCUUUCAAAGACAGGCCAGUGAGAUGCCUCAAAUUCCAAUGGGGCCUCGAAUCUAGACUCUUGUUAAUUUUUUGGCAUUUGAUAAGCCUCACAACUUCUUUUUAUGCUUAUUCAGAUGUAGGGCAGUGCGAAUGACUCCCACCCCCCACCCCCGGUGCUGAGCUGAGGGGGAACAAAAUAACAGCAGCAACAACAACAUUAAUAAUACAACACCUAUAUGUCUACAGGUGCCUUCUGAUAAAAAAGCAACUGUACCAAAAUGAAUUAUUGCGAAAAUAAGAAGUAUUUGGGGUGCGGCACCAAAGGUUGUCCUCGCUCAGGGCGCCAUAUUACCCAAGUCCCCACCUGGGUUAUCAGAGCAAAAUGUGACAUACUCUCAGCUUAGAGCACAAGUUAAAGCAAAUGAGGAACUGAUUUGGUAAAAGCAGCGCUUUUUUUCUAAAAAAAAUGUUUAGGGGUACUCUCAUUUUGACUCAAGAAAAUCACCAUUUUACAGUUCAAAUCGGGGAAAAUAAAUACAGUAAAUGGACAAAAGUACAAAGAUUCACAAAAUGUUUAGGGGUAUGCAGACCCCAGGAAAAAAGCACUGGGUAAAAGACAUGGUUUUUGUUAACCAGUAUAGAUUUUGUCAUAUCAGACUUAAAAACUUUAAUAAUAACUAGAGGCUGCCACCCCUGCUUGUGUUGCUCACUAAUCCACCACUUGCCAACCCGCACCCCUCCCCCCACCCCAACCCCUAUCCACUCACAGCCCCUUCAAGCUCCCCAUAUUCUCACAGCUCUUCUGUGUCCCACCCCCCUGGUUUAUUCAAACCCCUGCUCUUGUUUAAAACCACCAUUUUGAAACUUGCCUUCUCUUUUGCUUCUCUUGCCCAUGCUGACUUCAUGAAAACCCAAGAUUGCGCUGAGACAAAUCUUCCAAUGGAGGACUGGAUGGUGACAGCCUUAACUUUUUAUGUAUAUAGGAGGAAAUAUAGCUAUUAGACCAUGGUGAAGAUAUGCUCUCAGAUCAGCUGAUUUUAUCAUAAACAAACCACUCGCUCUCUUUUCGGCGCCUUAUUUUGUUUCAGUGUUCUGUCAUUUUAAAAUUUAAAUCAUGGCUGGGCGUGCAAAAGCUGGAAGUGGCCCCGGCUCUUCUGGACCCUUGAGAAGGGCAAACAGGGAGUUAAUGUGCCAGCUUUCUCCCCUGUUCUCUGCCCUCAACAGCAGGUAUUCAGUGAUAUGCUGCCUCUGGGCUUGUGAGUUCCCACGGCUCAUAGUUAUGGAUUGAGUUAUUCUAUAGGAAUGUCUUUAAUUGCAUCCAUAUGCAAUACCCACUUGACAUUCCCAGCCUCACCUAAAGUUGCUGGGGAUUGAAACUGGGACCUUCCGCAUGCAAACCUACCUCGCUGGGUUGUUGUGAGGAUAAAAAGAAGGGGAGAAUGGUGAGUGGCAUCCUGAGCUCUUUGAGGGUGGGACAGAAAUGCAUUAAGGCAGAGUCCACCACCUUCAAAGGGAGUCUGUUCCACUGCUGAACAGCUCUUACAGUCAGAAAGUUAUUCCUGAAGCUUAGUCAGAAUCUCCUUUCUCGUAACUUGGAUCCAUUGGUUUGGGUGCUACUCUCCAGAGCAGAAAACAAGGUUGCGCCAUCUUCCAUGUGACAGGCCUUUAGAUAUUUGAAGAUAGCUGUCAUACCUCCUCUCAGCCACUCUUUUCCAGGCAAGACUUACCCAGCUCCUUCAACCAUUCCUCAUGAGGCUUUGUUUCCAGAUCCUUGAUCAUCUUGGUCGCUCCCCUCUGCACACAUCCCAACUAGUCAAUUUGUUGUUGUUGUUUAGUCGUGUCCGACUCUUCGUGACCCCAUGGACCAGAGCACGCCAGGCACUUCUGUCUUCCACUGCCUCCUGCAGUUUGAUCAAACUCAUGCUGGUAGCUUCGAGAACACUAUCCAACCAUCUCGUCCUCUGUCGUCCCCUUCUGCUUGUGCCCUCCAUCUUUCCCAACAUCAGGGUCUUUUCCAGGGAGUCUUGUCUUCUCAUGAGGUGGCCAAAGUAUUGGAGCCUCAGCUUCAGGAUCUGUCCUUCCAGUGAGCACUCAGGGCUGAUUUCCUUAAGAAUGGAGAGGUUUGUUCUUCUUGCAGUCCAUGGGACUCUCCAGCACCAUAAUUCAAAAGCAUCAGUUCUUCGGCGAUCAGCCCAAUAUCCUUAUUAAAUUGUGCCACCAGGAACUGGGCACAGAGAGGACUUAGAAAUCUCUGACUCUGCCAGGUGGUGAUACUCUUAGCUCAACCUUUGUCAACCUUGGCUCCCCAGAUGUUAUGGGACUACAACUCUCACCAACCCUAGCAAGCAGGGGGACCAGUGGUCAGGGAUGAAGGGACUUGUAGUUGAAGGGACAAAACCUGGCCCCCCAAGGUUGAGCUUAUAAUGCCUGGCCAUGCAUUUUUAUACACCCCCACCAUAGAAACUAACUCUUAGGGGUCGAGUGGUCUUUGCCCUCCCAUAAAAUAUUUAACGGGGUUGCCCCCUCCCCAGUUGACGAACACUGCCAAUCAAAUAGUGUGAAUACACAGCAUCAUGUGAUCGAUUAUGCUGGGCGGGGCUUACCUGCCCCCUCAAUAUUUUAUUCAAAUUGCCACCCCUGACACCCCCCCCCCCCCGCAGAAAGAGGGACGCGCGACGCCUUGCUCUCAAGGGGCUUCUCCGCGCAAGGCUGCGACCAGGCUCUCCAAAACGCAGCGCGGCUCGACGGAUGUUAUGCCGCGCGCAGGAAGGGAGAGGAAGCUCGCUGUCCCCGGCCUCGCACUUCGCGAGGGAAAGAGAGAGAGAAAGAAAGGAAAGAAACGUCGGUGGGGGAGGGCGCGCCGGGUUGUAAAACAGGCGUGGCCAGGCGAGAUUUCCUGUUCUGCCCAAGAACAGGCAGAGCGCAACGAGGGCAGCCCCGACGCCCACCUCGCUCCUCUCCAAGCUCGCUUUCCUUGGGCGGCAUUCAGGCGGACUCAUGGAACGCUUAAAGCACGAAAGGAGCUGAAUUUGUCUCUUCCUCGAAGGCACUUCGGGGUUCUCCCCCCACAACUUGGUGGAAACUUGCCAGGCUCCCUGCUACUUGGUAAGUUCGGUUUCCUGUGCGCUCCUGAGCUUCGCGCUCGCCUCUGCUGCCCGACCCGGUUGUUGUUGCUAGAACUUUAACUGCUGGUUUUCUCUCUCGACCCUGUUGUCUUUCGCUUUGUUGCUCUCCGCUCCAAGGCUCCUCUUGCGCGAGCCUUGCCCACUGGGAUCGAGUUGCUCGCAGAACGUGGACAAAUAUAUAUAUUUACAUAUAUCCCCCCCCCUUGGUGAGCUGCAGGGCCUUUCAGGAAACGGGGAGGGCUUUCAGAAGGCCCAUAGCAAGUUCAGCUUGGGCAGAGAGUUUUCCGCUUUCGAGUUCCGAAAGCAACCAAAACCAGAAUUUUGUGUAUUGUUGUCUCGGUUUUGGGAGCUGGGUCGUUUCUCUUCCCCACCUUUAUUUAACUCGAUUUCGGGUGAAAGCAUCUAAAAACAAUCGGCCCCUUAGUUUCACAUGGCUGCUUGGCUGCUCCUGUUUUUAAAAACAAGACUGAAACUCAAGGGUUGAUGAACUUAAAGUGCUUUUCCUGUUGAACGUACACAUCUUUUCCCUGACAUAUUAAUAAACUAUCCUAUUUAUCAGAGGUUUGUUUCUUUCAUUCUCCAUUGGGGAAGGCAGAUGAGUGUGUGUGUGUGUGUUUUUUAAAGUUUCCCUCCUUUGAAAUAUUUAAAUCGGCAGACUUGGGGAAGAGGAGCUUUAACUUGUAUUGAGAGGUAUUCCCCCCUCCUCCCAUGAAAACUGAAUUCAGUUCUGCUGAACAUUUUCCUGAGAGCAAUUUCCUGGCUUCCCAUUGAGUGUUUGCGUAGCUCAUUUGACAGGAAAAUUAUGACUUAUUUGCCACUCCCUGUCUCAUCCCUUUGGCUUUCUGAACUACUUAGUUGCUUGUUUUCAGGUGAAAAGUUUAGAUAAGUGACGCUAUAUUUUUUCCUGAUAAAACUAGUAGUAAACUAACAGUAUACUAGUGGUGAGACAUUUUGCAUCCGAUAAAUGGGGGUUCAUAGAAUCAUAUAAUUGUAGACUUAGAAAGGGACAUUUAGUCUAACCCCCUGGAAAGCAGGAAUCUCAAAAUGUGGUCCUCCACUCAAUUUGAAACCGUACUGCUUAGCUUUGCAAAUGUGCUAACAUUUUUGUUGUCGUUCAUAGGAUGAUGGCAAGUUAGUAGGCUCAAAACUAAACCAUCCAGCUGAAUAACUCCUACUGCUGAAUUUAUUAUCUGUCUUCAGCUAACUGCAUGCCGGCCCUACUGUUAGGCAGGGUGGAGUACAUUGGCAGGAUGGAAAGAAAAGGUGUGCGUUUCAUGCGGCCUGCCCUCCUGUGCAGCAGAGGAUGCUGCCCUGUUGUCCGUGGUGAAGAAAGAAUUGGUUAGCUUCUUGGGCCCUGUCUGAACUUUACAUUUAAAGCAGGAUCAUAUCACUUUAACAGACAUGGGUUCACCCAAAGAAUUGGGGGGGGGGAGUGUAGUUUGUUAAAGGUGCUGAGAGUUGCCCCUAUUUCCUUUAAAGAGCUACAAUUUGCAGAGUUCCCUGGGAAGAGGGAUUUAGUGUUAAACCACUCUUCGAGUUGGAACUCUUUUGAGGGGAUUAGGGACUUACAAAGGGAAACUUGCAGACUUACAGAGAAUAACUUCUUGCAUGUAGAAAGCUAUCUUCUUCCACAUUGUGCUCACUCAGUUUGGUUGUUCCUGUGGAUACGCUGGGUCCUUGGAAAAGCCCUUGCUGGGCAGGGUAUCCUUGGGAGGCCGGAAAAUGGGACUGUGGGUAACCUGAAUUUCUUGGGUGCGCUGUGCAAAGUGAGAAAGGUGGCACUGGCCAGAAACGUUUUGCCUGGACACAAAAUGAUAAAACCUCGCAACUCUUGGGAGUGGCCCUGCCUGUGGAUUUGCUAGGCAAGGCAAAGUCUCAUCUGGUACUGAUAUGCUGAUGCUUCAGACACAACCACUCCCUGCCUUGUACUUCCCAUUGAGUCACCAAGCAUUCCAGUUACUUCACAGUUAGCAGCUCUGAUUUUAAAUUCCUCUUGUUAGUUGGCAGACUAAAUUUAUUUCUGAAUAAAAACAGAGCCUGUUUCCUUGAACAGGGGUGAAACAUUGUAGGUGUGGAGUGGUACUAUCAGAGCCAUAGAAUCACAGAGUUGGACGAGAGCCUGAGGAUCAUCUCGUCCAACCUGAAUAUGCAGCUGUCCCAUACAGGGAUCACACCUGCAAUCUGUGGUGGCUUGGAAGGAGGACCUGUUGUAGUUCUAGACCUGGAAGCUAGCCAAGGGCCAAAUCCUGUGUUGGUGUAAUGACAGGAGCACCACUGAAGAUGGGUUCCCUGCAGCAAUCCUCAUUUUCCUCGCUUACACUGUGAAUCUUUACAUCCAUUCGCCAAGCUCUUAGCAGUUGAUGUGGAGAGGACACUGAGACCUGAAGUCAAGCGAAUGACUGCACAUUUGUGGGGUCCCAGUGCCAUAGGAUGGUCACACAGUGAACACUGCUUUUUGUUCAGUAACGAAUUCCUCACAGAUAGUGCCAUAGGAGAGAGCCAGAGAGUGGUUUCCAUAAUGUGUCACUGUUCCGCAAACGGUGGCUUUCAGUUGGGUGACAAAAGUUCAAGGCUAUGCCUUUUAGCUCUGUUUCCACAGCACGAUGGGAUUGUGUGGAAAGUACUUGUAAAUUUUGCUAUCAUGCACAAUUUUUAGCCUGCUGGCUAUUAUGUUUAUGGUCUAUGUGGUCUGGAACCUGCAUACCUUUGGGAUUUUCUUAUCUCUCGUACGUCUUUCUGCUUCUAAGACAAUCAGAGGAGGCCUUGUUGAGAGUGUGUCACAUGGAGAACACCCAAGGGGGGGGGCUAUUGUGAUGCAACGAAAUCUAGGAAUUCUUAGAUUAACCAUUGUUUGUUGUUACAUCCCAACCAGGAAACUGUGGUUACUAGGAUCACAACAAGUCAGGAUCUUAAACAAACUCCAAAUAGUUAGAGGGUUAGUCAGCCAAGAUAUGUGCACCUGAACCAAGCUAAUGAGUAUUGGCUUCCUCUUAUUGAGAGUGUGCUUCUUGAUGACUUUGGGAUCAAAAUGUGUGGGUCAUUCAAAUGUGUGAGACAGAGUGAGCACUUGAUACACGGUCUCAUUGAAGGGUCAAGAAUGUUUCUGCCCCCAGCUUUUGUUUUGUGUUUCUCAGCGCUGCAGAAAUGACUGCAGGCAAGUACUUGGUGUCUUGAGCAGGGCUGUAGCUAAGGGGUGGUGAGGUGGGCCCCCACCAGGGGUGCAGGCGAUGGGGGUCCCUCCACAAAAUCGGCUUAAAAAUAUGUCCAUAAAUAUAAAUGUUGAUUAUUGCCUCAUAAGAAAUGGUUUUAAAUAGAGGGUGAAUCGAAUGGAUGGGGGUUGGGGUUGGAGGAGAGGUGGAAAGAAGAGCUAAUUUGUCCGUGGCUAGGGGGUGCAAUCUGGACGGUUCUGCCAGGGGUGCGAGAUCACCUAGCUAUGGUUCUGGCGUUGAUAAAAAGAAGCUACUGGCAUUACUGAAGGAUAUUUUUCUGAUAGGCAGUGUAUAGCGGGGAAGAGUAUGAUCUAAAGGUCUGGUACAGAAGCUGCUACCUUGAAAGCAUAUGAUAUUAAAAUCAUAAUGAUAAUUCUUCAGAACUUUUACAUAUGAUCCCACUUAAGAUCUCUUAGUGAACUGUUUGCUCAUGAUUCCUCUCCAAAUCCUCACCUUCUCCAUCAGUGGCUUUUAAAUGUGGCUUAGCACUGGAUCUGCAAUGACACUAACCAUGGUUCAUGCUAAGCUGGGUUUGCAAACCCAGAUGUAACACCAAGCGUUUAAAUGGGUUAAGAGGCUAAUGCUAACCAAUAUUCCCCCUGGUUAGUGCAGAUGCAGAGUAACACUAAACAGUGGCUUAUAGGGGACAAAAAGAGGGAGAUCUGUGCCUUGAAGAAGAGGCAGAAAGCGGUGUCUGCUCCCUAUUUCAUAACCAGUGUUAGAGGUUGGUAACACCAAUUCUUUUCCUGGCCAUAGAGAUGGUGACCAGUUCUAGUAAGAUGCAAAAAAGUUGUCUAAAUGGAAACCACCUUUACAAAUUGUUUUGUUUCUUCAGGGGAAUGAGCAGUAGGCAGUGCAAACUAUUGAUCAGUUUGCAUAUAUUUACAUUUGCCCACUACCUAGCCUUUGAGGUUCAGUUUCAAACAAAUAUGGCGGGUUGGGUGGGAGAAGCCUUUUUAAAACCACACCACCACCACCAAAGUCGUCGAAUGUCUGCAAGAAGUGUUAACAUCUUGAUCUCCUGGUGGAGCUUUGCCAUUGCUUCCAGAGGAAACAAAAAGGCUAACGGCUUCCUUAAAAGACUGGCACAUUUAUUACAGCACGAGUUACUUCUGGAAAUUGGACUGAAGAUGGUGACCCAGAACUGCUCUGUCUCUGUCACGGCAACGUUCUCGUGAAACAGCUUCCUGAAGGGAGUCUGCCAAACAUUGUCUUUGGGGAUGCUUAUGAAAACAACCAGGGUGGGUUUUGUUUUGUUUUGUUUUGUUAUAGUUGUGCAUGCAAAACACUUCUUGAAAUUCUUUAGCCUUUUUAUUGCGGCCAGAGAAUUUGGGACGCUGUUACACUGAAUUUCAUCAGGGAGAAGCAGUUGAAUCCAACAGUUCCUCAGCAGUAUCAAUAGUACAGCUCCUUUUUUCCUUUUUUGGGGGGUGGGUGGGGAGCUGCUGCAGCAGCAAGUUUGGGCAAUGGGACCUCCAUUUUGCAUUCUUCAGCAGUAGCAAUGCACGGCAUCGUAGAGGAAAAAUAGGGGCUGUCACCAAAAAUGGUGGAGAAUAUUCAGCCAAAAAAUCUGCAAAGUGGACUUUUUCUGGAGUGAGGGGGUGGGAUCUCUCUUGUCUUCUGAGAAAUUUUUGGCUUGGAUCUAGUUCUUUGUAAUGGACUGACUCCCCCCCCGCCCAACUGUUUCAUGGAUAUUUUAUUUGAUUAUACAAUGGCUGUUUUUGAGAGCUCUUGUUUGAACAAUCUCCCGUAUAUAUAUUUUUUCCUUUUUCUUCAGGGUUUUAAGGAUCAAUAAUGAAUGUGCAAGCUUAGUUUAAAGAAGGUGGCCAGAUGGUCGCCUUAUUUAUUGGGAGAUGCUAGCAAAGGAAGGGACAGAGGAAGCUGGAUAUACUUCUGCCGGCUAUAAUGAAAAGAUACAAGAAUGAGGAAAUAGGAGAAUAGCUUCCACAAAGAAUGUCCUCCUCUUUCCCUCAGCAACCUCAAAAAACUGUGUUUAUACUUCAUUUCUUUCUGCUAUUUAUAAGCUUUCCUUUUCUGUCGAGCCUUCAGAGCGUCUGUCACAUUUGUAUCCUGUCCUUUGCGCUGGACAAUAGAAAAGGUACUAAAAAGACACAAACAACUAAAAUCCUCAAGUAAAAUCCCACACAAAGACACUGCUAAAUAGAAAUGUGGGUUUUCUGGAAGAGUUUGGAUCGCUUAAUGAAUCUGGAAGAAUUCUCAGUGCCCUAAAUCACUAGAAAUCUGAUUUAGCGCAUUCAAGUGACAUCACAUUUAAUAAAUAAAAUGUUUUUUAAUUAAAAAUUUGUAUAAAUUUCUGAAAUGAUUUUCAAGAAGGCAAAAGUAGCUGAAAUGAAUUCUAUGAUUGCAGGGGAGGAAAGUCAAUAAAGUGCAUACAGGCAGUGUUAGAAAUUAGCCAGGCGCAUUUUGCAACUAAUGUGGGUCCAGUUGCGACCACGUGGAGAUCUCUGGACGCCAGGUUAGCGCCUGGGGAAAACAAAAUGAGAAGGAUAGGACAUAUUUUCCUGAAGCUUGCUUCUGUUUUAUUCUGGAUUGGCUUGCUUGAUGUUUUGAUAUGUUGUAAACCACUUUGAGAUUUGUACUUUAAAAUAUAAAGCAGUAUGUAAAUGAAAAUAAUGAUGAUGGUGAUAAUAAACUCAAUUACGAAAAAAGGCCACACAAACGGCACCUAGACAUCCCAUUGUGGCGAUCACAACCUAGGUUUAAGGUGCCAUUUGGCAAUUAUAUUAUAUACAGUGGUACCUCAGGUUAUAUAUGCUUCAGAUUACAUACGCUUCAGGUUACGGACUCCACUAACCCAGAAAUAGUGCUUCAGGUUAAUAACUUUGCUUCCGUUUGAGAACAGAAAGCGUGCUUCAGCGGCAGCAGGAGGCCCCAUUAGCUAAAGUGGUCUUCAGGUUAAGAACAGUUUCUGGUUAAGAACGGACCUCCGGAACGAAUUAAGUACUUAACCUGAGAUACCACUGUAUAUGAGUUUCUAACUCUGGCUGCAGUCCUAAAGCUGGCUUAAGGGCAGGUGGAAAGCCAUAGAAUGCAGGUAUAGGGACCACCAGGCAGGAAAGUCCAUCAGUCAGAGAGCACUUACGCCACCAGAGGCCACCUCAAAACUCAGUUGGCAUAGGUAGGCUGCCACCAGUACAUUUUGCCAGUAGCAUGUGGGGUGGGGAGGCAGCCAAGGAUCUACAGGACCUUAAAGGUAAAGGGACCCCUGACCAUUAGGUCCAGUUGUGGCUGACUCUGGGGUUGCGGCGCUCAUCUCGCUCUAUAGGCCGAGGAAGCCGGCGUACAGCUUCCGGGUCAUGUGGCCAGCAUGACUAAGCUGCUUCUGGCGAACCAGAGCAGCACACGGAAACACCGUUUACCUUCCCGCCAGAGCGGUACCUAUUUAUCUACUUGCACUUUGAUGUGCUUUCGAACUGCUAGGUUGGCAGGAGCUGGGACCGAGCAACGGGAGCUCACCCUGUCGCAGGGAUUCGAACCGCUGACCUUCUGAUCAGCAAGUCCCAGGCUCUGUGGUUUAACCCACAGCGCCACACAGGACCUUAACUCGCUCCAUUUCCCCAGACAUCCCCAAAAGGAGUCCUCAAGCUACACCACCCCCAGAGGUGAUAUAGUGGAUCUCCUGUUUGCUGCAGUGGAAGGAGAAAGAAAUGCGGAAGGCAGAAAGAGAGGAGCAUCCAGCCUCCACUGUGGUUGCAGUGAGUGGGAAGGACAUUGAUAGCUCGGCCAUGGCUUUCACCUCCCCACCCACCAAACAACAAAAAAGAAUUGCUGUGGCUGUGGUGUUUAAAUCCUUAAACACAUUCAAACUUUACUUGAAAAUAUUUUUAUUGGAAUACUUGUAAAUAUUUCAAAUGACAUAUAAUAAUAAUAGUAGUAGUAGUAGUACAGUAAUAAUAAUAGUAAUAAUAAUAAAAAUUGUAGUAGUAGUAGCAUUACCCCACCCUUUUCUUUAACAUGACUUUUUAUAUAAUUUACAUAUAAAAUAGAGAAUUGCUAAAAACACAGUAACACACAUUUCUCUUACAUUGUUUAGAUUUUAAGACAAAAGAAGAAGAAAAGCUCUUAAAGCUAUCAGUGUAUUCAUUUUCACAUGCAUGAAGAACUGUACAUGUAAAUAUCUAUCUGCUUUCUGGGGAUGGUUAAGUACAGCUUGGCUUUCAGCUUUGACUAGUCACCAUUCCAGGUGCCCAGUUUAUUUGUACUGUGUUCAUCCACCAUGUUACUAAUUAAUUUUAUGAAACAACGCAUUUCUAAAAGUGGAAAAAUUAACACCAGCCGCCGCUGGUUGCAAGCAGCACUUUCCAGAUUUCUGGCAGAAGAAAUGUGCUUUUACUGGUUUCUGUAACUAUAGUGCCAUUGUCCACCGCUCUUUAGCUUACAAAAGGACCACUUGUGCUUGUUUUUUGCAUCAGGACAGACAAGAGGCCGAAGAUGGUUGGUAGCAGACUUGAAGUCAGCUGCUGUUCAGGUUUCUGUGUCUGGAGCAUGAGACUGGAAUCUUCUCCCCUUCCUUGAGUAGAGCCCGUUGCCUGACUCUUCCUUGCUUUUCUGUAAAAUCAGCCCUCCACCCUUCCUUUGCUCCCAGUUGAUCGUGAGCAGAAAUGUUGCGCCUGUCAAGUCAGAACUAGAAUGAGAAAAUUUCUUCUGUCGUCAUCGGCUGCAUCAAGUUUAACUAAAGUAAAGUCCUUUGGCUGUAACGAACUGCUUAAGGUUGCUUCGUGGUGGAACUGGUCCUGUCUUCCCAUCUGCCGUUUGAAAAACGCCUUAGCUGGGCAAACGUAAAUAAGAAAGCGUCUUGGUUUAUGUGCUUGGUGCUAGGGGAUCCUGAACUUUAGCCUUCUCUGUGGUAGCAUCAAUGACUGAUUGCCUUGCCGCAACAAUGCUCCUAGCUAUAAUCCCAAGCAUUCUCUGGGCAUUCUACUCAGUACAAUAGAGUUCAGACAGGUCACGGCUGAGACAUAGGCGAAUGAAAGGAACCUCUGGAGGGAAAAUGCACAAUGGGAAAAAAGGUUCCCAGCUAGCCUGACUUUCAACUGCUGCGCCUGCUGGUCACAUGAUGGACAACGUGAUGUAAUGGGUGGAGGGUUGGAUUUGGAACAGGCAGACCUGGGUUCAAGCCUUUGUUUUGACCUUGAUGCUCUCUGGGAGGUCCAGGGGCAAUUCACUAUUCUUCAGCCUAAUCUCUCUCACAGGUAAUUGUGAGAAAAAAAUAGCACAGUCCGCAACCUCCUUGGAGAAAGUAUGUAAAAGUGAUGGAUAAUUUAGAGUACAGUGGUACCUCGAGUUAAGUACUUAAUUCGUUCCAGAGGUCCGUUCUUAACCUGAAACUGUUCUUAACCUGAAGCACCACUUUAGCUAAUGGGACCUCCUGCUGCUGCCGCGCCACCGGAACAUGAUUUCUGUUCUCAUCCUGAAGCAAAGUUCUUAACCUGAAGCACUAUUUCUGGGUUAGCAGAGUCUGUAACCUGAAGCAUAUGUAACCUGAAGCAUACCGGUAUGUAACCUGAGGUAGCACUGUAGUAGUGUGUGCAUCUGUUUUUGGUUUUCAUUACUGGAAACUGCCCCCAGGGUAUAGGUUUUUUAAAUGAAGAAUUUCAGAAUUGGAAGGGACUCUGAGGGUCAUCUAGCCAACCCUCUGCAAUGCAGGAAUCUUGACACAUGGUCCCCCGUCCAAUUUGAAACCAUCCCAGACCCUGCUUAGCUUUGCAAGCGUGACAGCAGCUUUUGAGUGCUGCACCACUAGAAGCCAUUCAGGAUCAGAAACACACAGACUGUUUGUUGUAGUGGAAUCUCUUAUGGGUUGCUGUUGCAUGAGCAUAGAAUUGUAGAGUUGGAAGGGAACCUAAGGGUCAUCUAGUCCAACCCCCUGUUGGGGAAGACUGGUUUAAGAGUCAGGACUGGGCUGACUAUGCAGAAAGCUGAACUGCUUCGGGCAGCAGAUUUGGGGCAUCUUUCAGAACUGGAAGAUUAUUUUUUUACUCGUACAAAAACCAAACGAAAGUGAGCUUGCUGAUGCCCCACCACAGUAUUGCAGCUGUUCUGCUUUGUUCCUCUUUUUCUUCUUCCUUCUCUCUAACUCAAAACUAAAUAUGAGGUGUGGACUUCUCUGGGCUGCCUCUCCUUCCACUUCAGUUGGAGGGGACCCAAGGUGUGCGCUCGUGGCUAUUGGGCAUGGAAGGGUGAUGGUGCAGGAUGUCUUCUGGCCAGCUCUGUCUGCUCACCUGCAAGACUGUGUGGCUGAUGAGGAACAGCUGUCAUAGCAACAACACAAGGAGGAGGUAGGGCUCAGGGGACCAAUUCUGGUUUUGCAAUGUAGGGUUGGGGACACAGGAAAAAAGUGUGUGUUGUGGGGAUAUGUGGUGUGGUUAUAUGCAGAAAGUAAGUACCACUGAGUUCAGCAGGACUUACUAGCAGGUUAGCAUGCAUAGGACUGUGGCUUUAUGAAGUAGAAGGAAGGAAGGGUUAGAUGAAGAUGCAAAUAUGUGUUUUGGUCUUUCCAGUGUGUGUGGGGUGUGUGUGUGUGUGUGUGUGUUUGCUUUUGAGCAGCAAAAUGUCUUGCCACAGCCACAGCAUUAAACCCUAUGAUAUGUUACGGUGUGAAGUGGGUGCUAAAACUCAUAAUGAGAUUUUUGCAGGUCUGCAUAGUAACAUCUAGGCCCUUAGCAAAGUGGGCAGUAUCAUUCUAGGCCACUGAAACCGUGUCAGAAUCAAACCUCCCUUUCCGCCACAUCUGUUAUCCCAGGCUUAGUUUCGCUUCCUCUCUCAACAGGUGUGGCAUCUCCUGGUUAAGCCAGAGGCUGCUUUAUUUAUGCCUCAGAUGAGUGGCUGCAUCUUUGAAGUUUUGAAGGGUUUUUUGUUUGUUUUUUGUUUUGUUCUGAGCACAUUCUUGCCGUGUCAUUUCGGGGGUAACUUUUGUAAGGUCUUUCAAAGGGCUCCCAAGAGCUGCCAAACAAUUCAUUAUUAUUUUUUAGAUGAGGCCUGCGACAUAAAAGCGUUUUGAGAGAAGUUGUCUACAUUCUCAGUGAAGGAGUCAUCUCACAAUGGGUGAAACUUUCUCAUGACCCCCAUCCUAGUUGAGAGAAAAAGAGAGAGAGAGUGUGUGUGUUUGUUGGAAAGCCUUUUUUUCUAAAUAACACAGUGAAGAACAGUAACUUUUCAUACAUCUUGAAUUCUUUUCUGCAUUUUUGGCCGAAAAUUGCAGUAUGCACGUCGUCACUGCUCUUCAGUUCCAAUGUAGGUUCCUACACACUAUUGAAGUUUCUCUAAAGUGUGUCUUGUUUUCUGAGACUAGCUCAGAUGUAAGUUGGAAUAAAGGCAUCUAGAAACCCUAAGCUGCCUCGCUGGCCAGUAAAUUACUUCCAAUCUUUGUCAGUCAUAUGCAAAGCAGGGUCUUUUCAUAGGCAUUUUUAUUAUUAUUAAUGAAGCUUUAGAGGUGGCUGGGGAGUGAAUUCUUGAGAAACAUAGUGUGAUCCAUCCAGAGGGGAAGGGAGAAACUGCCACACUGAAAAAAUAUGGGCUUGGUAAGAAAGAAGUGUCCCUUUUAUGAAUGUCACCCACCCACGCAACUAGACCAGCGUGCGAGUUGGAAUUGGCAUUUGGAAUGUACAUUCAUGGAACAAAUAGACGAAACAAAUGGUUGCUUUUGAAACGCUACUAAACGCCACCAGCAUGCAUGGUAAUAUGCAAACAAUAAUGAGUUAUGUGCAUGCAAAGUAAGUCUUUAUUCGAAAGGACGCUGAAUAGUCUGUUGGUUUCUGGAAAUCUGGAAUGUAGCUGGGGAAGCACGACACAAACAAGCUAAAGGUUGGAGGGUGAUUACAGAUCUCCCCCCUUUUUUCUUUUUUACCAAAUUGCCAAACUUCAGUGUGCAUUCCACCACAUGGUAAGUUGUUCACCCGCAUUACCCUGCCAAGUGGUGAUGGUGGUGGUUUUUAAAAAAACAGUGAGAUGCUAAUGUCCUGACAAUCCGGAAGAUUUGCUCUUUUCCUGCCUAAAUGAAUCCGGUUCAUCCACUCCCCAGCCCCUAGCCAAAAUGCUUAGAACAAAUUUCCAACAACUUAUUUUUCUUUUUUGGGGGUAAACUCUAGCUUAUGGGUAGGCAAACUAAGGCCCGGGGGCCGGAUCCGGCCCAUUUGCCUGCUAAAUCCAGCCCAUGGACAGUCCGGGAAUCAGCAUGUUUUUACAUGAGUAGAAUGUGUGCUUUUAUUUAAAAUGUAUCUCUGGGUUAUUUGUGGGGCAUAGGAAUUCAUUCAUUCCCCCCCCCAUUAAUAGUCCCCCCCCAAGGUCUGAGGGACAGUGGACCGGCCCCCUGCUGAAAAAGUUUGCUGACCCCUGCAAGUCAAGCUGCUUUUGAAAAGGGGCGAAUGUGAACAGAGAAGUGGUUUAGAGGGGUUGCUUAAGCAUUUCCUGGCAAGCUUAGUUUUCAACUUCAAAUGGUGCCCCACCCCUCCAACUAUUUGUCCUCCUUCCAGGAUCUAAACUCUUGUAGUCUCCCAAACAUGUGUCUGAAGCCUCUUGGGCUGUGUUAGGAAUCAGCUUGGGGAGCAAAAUUUGGGUAGGCCAAACAACAACCAGGAAAUGGAUUUUAAGCACACACACCCCAUCACUUCUCCCCUCAAAUCUGCCAUGUCCAAAACUGCUUUUGUUUGCAAAAAGUUGUAGGUAGUGCUUUGUAAGUUAGCACAUGUGUGUGCAAUUUUUUGUGCAAACAAAUAUAUCUCUUAGUUCAGGAAGGCAGGAGUGGGGGAUGGUGAGAAACAACACUGAUUUCCGAAGUCCUCCUGUUAGGAAUACAGAUUCACCCUAGUGUAAACGUUUUAACUGUUUGAGAUCCAACAAGGAAGUUUGGGUCGGUUCAGGAUAUGAAAACCCCUAAGGGGCUGUGUCAGGAAAAAGGCCAUACCAGGCAAGCAAGACAAAGCUUAUUAAAAGGGUCUGAUAGUAGGAAGAAGGCACAUCAAGUAGAAUAAGAAAGUUAACAGGCAUACACAAGGUAAGGCUAAGCUAGAGUGGCCUGGACGUUAGCUGCUAUAACCUACUAAGCAGCCUCUUCCAUAUACUGGGGCCUCACAAGAAUACUCAAAUAAUCACAGCUCCACUUGCUUUUCAAUGCAUUGAAACGGGGCAAAGGAGCCUAAAUGGCUCGCCAACUCCCAGAAAAGCUUAUCUUAACUCAGUAAUCCUUUGGAGCAGGGUUCAUGGCAUCCAUGAAAGCUUUGCAGCAAGGCCAGUGGGCAGAUGCCCCAGACUCUGAGAUUUCAGUUGUGGUUUUUUGUUUUGUUUUUAAAGUAAGUUUCUGGCCCUCCUAGGGGAAAAUAAGACAUUAUGGGGCAAAAUGUGCUGUUAACUUCUAAUCUAAACAAGUUCUGUGAAAUGAGGGUGGUGUGGCUGCCUUGUACAUUUUUACUGGUAAUAAGAAUUGUUCCUUGUUACUAGACAGUAACAGCACCAGUGUCUGUCUGUGUGAAAUCUCCAUAACUAGGACCAGCAAGACCCAACUGAUUUCCCAUGGUAAUCAUAAGGUCGUUGGGGGUGGUUGUCUCUCUAAUGUUGUGUUAUGCCACUCUCCCCAUGGCAGCCAUUUUGGUUAUGCCACAUACCCUGAACUCAGCCAGCUUGGGACUGACGCUUCCGACACUCCCUAAAUAUUAAAAUUGUGCCCACUGGUCCAAAAAAGGUUGGCAACCCCUGCCUUGGAGUGCACUUUCCACACUUGGCAUCUGAUUCCUUCUGACGUUGUGCUUUUGUAAAGCAGUUCCUCAGUAGGGGAGGCACUGUAGUGUCUGAGUUACAGGAAGACCGUAUUCUUCAACUGUGUCCUGCAAAUCUCUCGGAAAAAGGAACUGCCUUGGGGCAAGAAGAGUUGCACUUUACAUUUUACACAAGCCUACAUAGGGUAUAGAUUUGGAUUCUUUUAAAAGCAGGAUUUAGAGCCCAUAAUUAUUGUUGUUGAUGUUUUGGCUGACAUGCAGCUUGCCCAGUUUCCCUGUUUUUAAUGUUAGCUUCCUUUUCUGCCUUUGUGGGUUGGGUGCUGGGUGGAGAAUGUUGGAACAUGACAUAGGUCCUGUUUGAAAUACGGGUUUGGUAAACAUAGUGUACGUGUCGGGUACAGCGGACAAGUCAUGCAUCACAUUUUCUGCAAUUUUGCUAAAGUGUGCAUUUUUUGUUCUUCAGAAUAAAUCCAUUAAACCGUUCAAGAUACCAAAAAAAGAAAUUGGGGGGGGGGGACGACAUAAAUUAUGUCCCUGUAAAGCCCUAGCAGCUGAACAUUAUGAUGUGAUGUUCCUCAGAUCUAGUUCUUGUCCCACCUUCUCCAAUUCUUUUUCCUCCUUGCACACACCCACAUCUUACCUUCCAAAGGUCUGCCAACACAUCUCCUACCUUAGAGAUUGUGAAAAAGUAGCCCAUUCAUGGCCAGAUAGCUAAUCUGCUAGAAGAAUCCUUCACUGCUUUUACUCCGUAACUUUUGAACUCCCUUCUAUAGGAUGGGAAUUAAGACGGAAAGAAAAGGAUUUGUCCGAGGCUAGAUAUUGAGUCUAUGGCUGACCAGUGAUAUGUCCAGAAGGACUCUUGUGCCAUAGAUAGUUGUGUGGAAGGGAGCGUUUUGGCAGGUGCCAAACAGUAUGAAAGGCAGUAUUGCUUAAGGGUUCUGCUUUUAAAAUAUGAAUACAGUGGUACCUCAGGUUAAGUACUUAAUUUGUUCCGGAGGUCCGUUCUUAGCAUGAAACUGUUCUUAACCUGAAGCACCACUUUAGCUAAUGGGGCCUCCUGCUGCCGCCGCGCCGCCCAAGCACAAUUUGAGGCGAGUGGCUGAUAGCACAGAUGCCUUCAGAGGACAUAGCAAUCCAUCACUCGAGUGUUGUUUCCACUUGGCAGCCAAGGGCAUUUCUAGAAUAUGUAAAAGGUUUGUUCUGAUUUUGGCCUGGCUUUUGUUGCUUCAGCAGUUGAGAAACUAAGGGCAGGGGAUAAUUUCUGUUUAUUAACCCCGGUGCAGAAAUUCUUGGUCACCUAAUGAGCUAGGAUUCAUUCCAUUUACAUUUAAACUAGGCUGAUGGAGAAAACUUUGUUUAUGGUCCUCCAGUGUCCAUCACUGGACACAAGAAACUGGAAAAGAACACAGUAGUAGGAGAAAUUGCAGUUGUUUGAAUUUAUUGCAGAAACCAAAUUUCUUGCAGAAACCUUUGUUGGCGGAACGGUUGCUGACAAUGUGAAUGGGUCAGCAGGGAAACUUGGUAGCACCUGAUGGAUAAGUAGAAAGGGGCUGUGUGUGUGUCCUCUGAAUGGAAGAUGGAUUCUAGAAGGAAUGGGAGGAAUUAAUUGAUGUGGAUCUGAUAGAAAGAAAGCACAUAAAGCCUGAAUUUUUGAAGAUGAGAGCUAGUGUGAAACCAUAACACUAGAGUCGGACAAGGACUAGGGAGAUAUAGAGUUGAAGCCCCACUUAGAUGAACAGCUCACUGGGUGAAGGGAUAAUUCAUUAUCUCUUGGCCCAACCUACCUUGCUGUGAGGAUAAAAUGCAGGAGCGGAGGAACCACAUAUGCCACCUUUGGUGGUAACUUUUAAAAUGCUGGUAGAAUACCAGGUUCCACACCAAGGAUGUCGAUCAAUUCAGGGCUGUUCAAAUGAUUAGUUUCGUGCUGAUGUUCAGAGAAUCUGUAAUGAGCAGAGAAUAUCGGAACAGAUUUUCGCACUGUCUUAAUACUAUUCCUCUUGUCUUUUGCCAUUAUCCUUUUCUGCUGUUGCUGAAAGUGUCAACUCUGCCUACCUCAUUCAGGGCAGAGGAAAGGAAGACUUCUGUCUCUGGUUUUGAGGCUCUCACUGCUGAUCUGUUCAGCGUUACAGUUGCAGUAGUGUAAACAAAUCUGAGUCUGGAGUGGGUUGGAGAGGCUGUGCUAGCCGUUUGUCUUUUUACAUGAUGAAAGUACUAUGAGGCAAUUGGCUGACUAAUCUUCAAACUUUGAAGAGAGUUGAAAGUCUUUUCCUUGACUAUUUUUACAGCCUGGAAGCUACAGCAUUUUGAGUUUAGUGAAGAAAGUAAGUUAAGCUGUGUUAUUUGAGACAGAGCCAAGGCCAUGCAGGAUACCGUAUUUUUUGCUCCAUAACACUCACUUUUUUCCUCCUAGAAAGUAAGGGGAAAUGUCUGUGCGUGUUACGGAGCGAAUGCCCACGGAUGGUGGGGGGAUCUGCUGCAGUCGUGAGCAGUGGAUCCAUGGUUCCCCUUCCUUCCCUCCUCUGUGGCUCGCUUUGCUCGCUUUGAAACAGUGGGGAGAAGAGAGGGACAGAGAGCCUGGUUACAAAGCACGGAUCCACAUGGAUCCUCAGGAUUUUUGCACUGGGUCACCCCAAAUUCACCAUCAGAUCACAUAGCAUGUCCAUGGCUACAGCUUGCACCAAAAAAAUCACGCACCCACUGUUGCCUGGGGCCGCAGUGGUGCAAAAACAUGGUUACAAAGCAUGGAUCCACAUGGAUGCUCAGGAGUUUUGCAUUGGGCUACCCCAAACUCACCGUCAGAUCACAUGUCUGUGGCCACAGCAUGAACCACAAAAAUCAUACAUCCACUGUUUCAUUUAGAAUUUUUUUUUUCCUCCUCUAAAAACUAUGUGCGUGUUAUGGUCGGGUGCAUGUUAUAGAGCGAAAAAUACGGUAGUUAUUCGCAGGCGUGGAAAGGAGAACAUGAUUCUCAGGGCUGGUUCACAAAUGCAUGCUCAUCAUUUGUUGAAUACAGUAUUGGGUUGUUUUUACAUGUCUUUGUCUACAGGUGUAUUGUGAUACUUGUUUAUACCUGAAUAAAACCUUUUGGGGAUCAUUGCGCUGAAGUCAAGGUUCAUUGCAGUAUUUUUAUUUUUUAUUUUUUUGCAGAGAUGGGAAAUAAGCAGUGAGACAGAAAGCCAGAGCUGAAAGCAGUAGUGAAGGAAUCCCUGAUCUAUGGGCUUACUUAGCCCCACUCCCAGUCCAUAUUGUGAUAUUGGUUUCAUAAUUUUUGACCUGGCAAUAUAUCACGAAUCAUGGUGUGUGUGUGUGUGUGUGUGUGUGUGUGUGCCAUGCAAAAAUCACAAUAUGGGGGAAACCGUGAAGCCAGCCAAUACUCUCUUGAUUCCUGCAGCCCCUGUUCAUUCUGCUGGCUCAGCUCUCUCCUGCUUCAUGCAGGGGGCAGUGAAUCACAAGAGCAGGCGCCGACAAAAACCACGCAGUGCCUCUACAUAGUUCCAUCCUUAUUCCACACAUGGUUAUAUAUCAGCAUAUCACAAUGUUUAGCUGGUGAUAUAUCACAAUGUUGAAAACCAGAUAUCACCCAGCAUGGGAGGUUGAUAGGUGCUAGGCAGACUUGCAGAGAACUGAUCGUAGAUAGUGUUGAGUCAGUGGUCGUGGUGCAUGUUGGCACCAGUAAUAAGGGGAAAUGUAGUUGUGAGGUCCUGGAAGCCAAAUUUUGGUUGCUUGGCAAGAUGCUGAAAGCCAGGAACUCAAAGGUAGUGUUCUCUGAAAAGCUACCAGUUGCACUUUCAGGGGUGGCUAGGCAGCCUCAUCUUUGUGGUCUCAGUGCAUGGAUGAGAUGUUGGUUUGGAUUUGUUGAAAAGAAACAACGUACUAAAAUGUUGCCACAGUCAAUUUCUUUUGGGCUUUACAACUUAUCGCAUGGACUUCCUGCUGAACUGAAAUUUGUGAAUGCACAAUAAAGUGUUAUGUAAACAUAAUUGUUGCUUUGGAAGCCUUUAUUUGUGUAUGCCAAUGAACUGCUAUGUUGCUCACACAUACUUUGCAGCAAACUUUCCCCCCAAUUUCUAAUAAAUGUUAGCUCAGGUUUGGCCCUCUCCCGUAAAACAUUAGCUGCUUAUGCGUAUUAUUACAGAUGGGGGAGUAGAAUUGUCCAAGUUGCAGAUAAAUUCUUGAGGUUGACAAACUGUUAUGUUGGCCACACCUUUUAAAACACAAUUAAAAGGAAGCAUAUAAACUAUCUGUGGCCUACUUCUUGAUUAUUUAUGUAGGGAAGAUCCCAAAUAACACCCAAAUUAAAAAAAAGGUAAAGGACCCCUGACAUUUAAGUCCAGUUGCAGACAACUUUGGGGUUGCGGCGCUCAUCUCGCUUUACAGGCCGAGGGAGCCGGCGUUUGUCCACAGUUUUUCCGGGUCAUGUAGCCAGCAGGACUAAGCCGCUUCUGGGAAAACCAGAGCAGCGCACGGAAAUGCCAGUUACCUUCCUGCCGGAGCAGUACCUUUUAAUCUACUUGCACUUUUUGACGUGCUUUCGAACUGCUAGGUGGGCAGGAGCUGGGACCGAACAACGGGAGCUCACCCUGUCGUGGGGAUUCGAACUGCCGACCUUCUGAUCAGCAAGCCCAAGAGGCUCAGUGGUUAUACUAGCUAACAAAAAAAGAUUACAUGCCCAAAUGCCGUGUGAGUCAAUAUGGAAUUACGCUACUUAACCAAUGAUUAUGGACUAUUGGUGUGGCUUGGGUAUGUUGAAUGCCACUGCGUUUCUCCUUCUUACUGAUCUUUCUUUUCUUUUUUUCUGGUUCUACGUAGUCACAGCUCUAUAA